This is a messenger RNA of Belonocnema kinseyi, 808 nucleotides long. RefSeq names its product probable multidrug resistance-associated protein lethal(2)03659. Gene Ontology annotation, biological process: transmembrane transport. The coding region runs from base 6 to 767 and encodes 253 amino acids. Gene Ontology annotation, cellular component: membrane. Gene Ontology annotation, molecular function: ATP binding; ABC-type transporter activity. The record is from RefSeq and is a predicted model, not a curated record. The transcript is spliced from 5 exons. Lineage: Eukaryota; Metazoa; Arthropoda; Insecta; Hymenoptera; Cynipidae.
CUAAAAUGGAUAGGAAUGAAAAUCAUACUGUGGAAAAUCCUCGACAGAAUGCUAAUUUCUUCUCGAUUUUAACCUUUUCUUGGGCCUGGAAAACUUUCCUCUUAGGCUAUUACAGGGAUUUUACAGAAAAAGACCUCAUUGUUCCUCUCAGAAACCACUCUAGCCGCUUAUUGGGCAACAAGCUUGAAAACUCCUGGCAUAAAGAAACCCAGAAGAGCAAGAAAAACGAUAACUUCCGACCCUCUUUGUUAAGAGCACUUAUAAAAUGUUUUGGAACGGAAGUGGUGGUAGUUGGGUUUUUCCAAGGAAUUAAUGAAUUGGUGAUAAAUAUGUUCCGGCCUUUCAUUCUAGGAAAAGUUUUGAGCUAUUUUGACCACACAAGUAUGAUGUCAACUAGCGCUGGAAUAUGUUGGGCAACUGCACACUUCGUCAGCUCUAUUAUUCACACUGUCAUUGAUAAUCAUUCUUUAUACUGCUUGAGACUAGUUGAAAUAAAAAUUCAAACUGCUUGCUCCUCUUUGAUAUACAGAAAAGUUUUGAGAAUGUCAAGAAGAUUUCUUGAAAAUAAAACCACUAUUGGUCAGAUUAAUAAUCUUAUGAAUAUUGACAUAAAAAGUGUGAACUGCAGCGUUUUUCAAAUACAUUACGCAUGGAUAGUACCUAUUCAAUUACUUAUAGUUGCGUAUAUGGUGUGCCAAAAUGUAACUCUAUUAGCAAGUGGAGGAAUCCUAAUAUUUUUACUUGUUGCAUUUCUUCAAGAUUUGUAACAGUUUCAUUAAUAUUACAUUCCUAUAAUAGUGGUAUGUAA